AUGUCGUCGCACAUUUACGAUAACUUACCCCUGAAACCGCUAAAUAAGGAAGCCAAAGAAAAUUUACCCGAGCAAAAGAUUAAAACGGUGCAAAACAUAUUCAGUGCCCCGACUGAUUCCAAGCAAAAGAAGCGCAAAAGCUCUCCGGAAAUAGCGAAAGUCUCUCCCCAGGGUUUGUUGUCGAAGAGGCCGAAAUCUUCCAAGAGUAUAUCAGAGAUGUUUUAUAAGAACCAUUACGAAGUCAACGAAAAUGCUCCGAAUGAUGAGUUUGGAAGCAGCGAGACCCUGAGGGCCAGCAAUGGGGUUGGGAAGGUAAGCAAUGACAAUGGUGGCAGUGAGGAGUGGAAGAAGAGCAUCAAUGUCCAUACCACGCCAACCUCGACUUUGGAUGAUGGAUACGAGUCUUCGAAUAGUACUCCUCUUGUUUCAGGGAAAGGAAAGCACCAAAAUUCAUCAUCGAAUCUAAUACUCACCUGUACCUUACGAAAAAAAGAUCUCCACGUUCAGCUAGAAGAAGACGAACGAGAAUCCUUCGUCCUUUCCACCAGCUCGAGCCAGGCUGGCGAGGUAGACCCAGACUCUUACACCGCAGACGACAAUAGAGAGACCUGGGGUUCGAAUACGGAUUUUUUACUAUCGAUCAUCGGGUUCGCGGUUGACUUGGCUAAUGUUUGGCGAUUUCCUUAUCUCUGCUAUAGAAAUGGAGGAGGUGCCUUUUUAGUGCCCUAUACUUUGAUGCUGGUGUUCGGCGCAGUUCCUUUAUUCUACAUGGAACUCAUUCUGGGUCAGUUUAAUAGGCAGGGGCCUAUCAGUCUGUGGCGAAUAUGCCCACUUUUCAAAGGUGUUGGAUUCUGUGCUGUCUUGGUAGCAUUCUAUGUGUCAUUUUAUUACAACGUCAUCCUCGCUUGGGCUUUGUAUUUCUUGGCAUCCAGCAUAUCUGCAGAACUACCCUGGAUGCAUUGUAACAACACAUGGAAUACUGAAAAAUGUUGGGAAAGCAUGGGAAGCAACGGGUCUUCACUACGAUUAAACAUUUUUGAUAAUGAAAGCUUACAUAACAGCAAGAACACACCUGCUUCUGAAUUUUUCAAUCGAGCAGUCCUAGAAAUGCAGUGGAGCAAUGGUUUGCACGAAAUGGGAUAUCCAAAAUGGCAACUCGUGGUAUGCCUUCUAAUUAUAUACUCUUUGCUGUAUAUUUCACUAUUUAAAGGUGUAAAAUCUUCAGGAAAAGUUGUGUGGGUUACCGCUACCAUGCCCUACGUAGUACUUACCAUACUUUUAAUCAGAGGCUUGAUGUUACCCGGUGCGAUAUCGGGGAUAUCUUACUAUCUUAAGCCGGAACUAUCCAAACUAAGAGAGACUCAGGUCUGGGUGGACGCAGCUGUACAAAUAUUCUACUCAGUCGGCGCGGGAUUCGGAGUACAUCUCUCAUACGCUAGUUAUAACACAUUCCACAACAACUGCUACAGGUAA
Messenger RNA from Anoplophora glabripennis (Asian longhorned beetle), 1473 nucleotides. Its product is annotated as sodium-dependent noradrenaline transporter-like. Lineage: Eukaryota; Metazoa; Arthropoda; Insecta; Coleoptera; Cerambycidae. The record is from RefSeq and is a predicted model, not a curated record. Bases 1 to 1473 code for a protein of 490 amino acids. Gene Ontology annotation, cellular component: neuron projection; presynaptic membrane; neuronal cell body membrane. Gene Ontology annotation, molecular function: dopamine:sodium symporter activity. The transcript is spliced from 9 exons. Gene Ontology annotation, biological process: dopamine uptake involved in synaptic transmission; sodium ion transmembrane transport.